GCCCCGGGCCUGGCCGGGCCGGGCAGGAAGCUCCGGGCGCGAGUCUCCCGCGCGGCCGCCGGGGCGGGGAGGCUGCGGGCCGGGAGGGCGGCUCUGCACAGCCAGCGGGGCUCCCACACCCCUCCCGCCCUCUCCCCGCGCGGAGAGCGACUCCCUUCAAAAAAGAAAGAAAAAAAAAGCGCAUUGGCGGAGCCGGGCCGCAGGACCCCUCCUCCAGGGCGCCCCCGGCCCUCCCCGCCUCCGCCCCGCCCGCCCCGCCCGCCCCUCCCCGCGGCUGCAGGGCGCCCGCCUCCCUCUCGCCCUGCGUCUCCGAUCGCGCGGAGCCCGUGCGCGCUGCCGGCCGAGCCGACCGACCGACCGACCGACAGACCGACAGACCGAGCCGAGCGCAGCCCCCGGAGCCCCCGGAGCCCCCGGAGCCGAGCGGCCGAGCCCGGCGGGACCUGCGGCGGCCGGAGCCCCCAGCCCACGAUGCGGCGCUGCCCGCGGGCCCGCGCCCCGCCCGGGCGCCCCUGCGGCCGCUCGCCUCGCGUCACCUGCUGCGUCCCGGUGCUGCUGCUGCUUGGCUUCGCCGGGGUCCCCACGUCGCUGGGGUCCUCCUUCCUGACAGGCUCUGUGGCAAAAUGUGCAAAUGAAGGUGAAGUUCUUCAGAUCCCCUUCAUCACGGACAACCCUUGCAUAGUGUGUGUGUGCUUGAACAAGGAAGUGACCUGUAAGCGAGAGAAGUGCCCCGUGCUGUCAAGAGACUGCGCCCUGGCCAUCAAGCAGAAGGGAGCCUGUUGUGAGCGGUGCAAAGGCUGCACCUAUGAAGGGAACUCCUAUAACAGCUCCUUCAAGUGGCAGAGUCCUGCAGAACCCUGUGUUCUACGUCAGUGCCAGGAAGGCGUCAUCACAGAGUCUGAAGUGCGUUGUGUUGUUCACUGUAAAAACCCUUCCAAGCACCUGGGAGCCUGCUGUCCCACAUGUCCAGGCUGUGUAUUUGAGGGCGUGCAGUACAGAGAAGGGGAGGAAUUUCAGCCGGAAGGAAACCAGUGCACCAAGUGUUCCUGUGUUGUAAGUACUGUUCCGGGUGGGUCCGUGGAGUGUCUGAGUCAGAUCUGUACAUUUCUCAUGUGUCCAGCUCUCCUGUUCUUUAUCCCUCCAGGACAGUGCUGCAAGUAUUGUCUGGGACAAAGGAAAGUGUUUGACCUCCCUUUUGGAAGUUGCCUCUUCCGCAGUGAUGUUUAUGACAACGGGUCUUCAUUUCUCUAUGACGACUGCACUACUUGCACCUGCAAGGACUCCACAGUCAUUUGUAAGAAGAAAUGUUCCAGUCCUGGUGACUGUGACAAGGGGGAGGACGGCUGUCGUGAGGAGUGUCUCCUGCGCGUGCCCCCAGAGGACAUCAAAGUGUGCAAGUUUGGCAACAAGAUUUUCCGGGAUGGAGAGAUGUGGUCCUCCGUUAACUGCACCAUCUGUGCUUGUGUGAAAGGCAAGACAGAGUGCCGCAAGAAGCAGUGUGUUCCCAUCAGCAGCUGUCCUCAGGGUAAAAUCCUCAACAGAAAAGGAUGCUGUCCUAUUUGCACUGAAAAGCCCGGCGUUUGCACGGUAUUCGGAGAUCCUCACUACAACACAUUUGACGGACGGACAUUUAACUUUCAGGGGACAUGUCAGUACGUUUUGACAAAAGACUGCUCCUCCCCUGCCUCGCCCUUUCAGGUGCUGGUGAAGAACGAUGCUCGAAGGACCCGCUCCUUCUCCUGGACCAAGUCCGUGGACCUGGUGCUGGGUGGCAGCACCGUCAGCCUCCAGCAACACCUGGCGGUGCGCUGGAAUGGCUCCCGGAUCGCGCUGCCCUGCCAGACGCCACAGUUCCACGUAGAUCUGGACGGCUACCUGCUGAAAGUGACGACCCACGCAGGUUUAGAAAUAUCUUGGGAUGGAGACAGUUUUGUGGAAGUCAUGGCUGCUCCCCAUCUCAAGGGCAGACUCUGCGGUCUUUGUGGGAACUACAAUGGACAUAAGCGUGACGACUUAAUUGGCGGAGACGGAAACUUCAAAUUUGAUGUAGAUGACUUUGCUGAGUCCUGGAGGGUGGAGUCCAAUGAGUUCUGCAACAGACCCCAAAGAAAACCAGUGCCUGAGCUAUGUCAAGGGACAGUGAAAGUGAAGCUUCGAGCCCACCGUGAAUGCCAAAAACUCAAAUCCUGGGAAUUUCAGACCUGUCACUCAACUGUGGACUAUGCCACUUUCUACCAGUCGUGCGUGACAGACAUGUGUGAAUGUCCAGUCCAUAAAAACUGCUACUGCGAGUCAUUCCUGGCUUAUACUCGGGCCUGCCAGAGAGAGGGUGUUGGCGUCCACUGGGAGCCUCAGCAGAGCUGUGCAGCCACCCAAUGUAAGCAUGGCGCCGUGUAUGACACCUGUGGUCCGGGAUGUGCCAAGACUUGUGACAACUGGAAUGAGAUCGGUCCCUGCAACAAGCCGUGUGUUGCCGGUUGCCACUGCCCAGCAAACUUGGUUCUUCACAAGGGAAGGUGUAUCAAGCCAGUGCUUUGUCCUCAGCGGUGACCUUUGUUCCAGUGCGUAAGACUUUGAAACUUGGUGUCCUUGACACUGAAGUAGAAGAGCCAAUGAAGGACUUCUAGUAUUUGUGUGCUGAUUCUGAAAACAUACACACACACACACACACACACAGAGUAUAUAUGUGUACAUAUAGAGAAAUAUAGAUAUAUUCAGAAACAUUUCAUCAUUUAUAUAAACGACAGGUGGAUUAUUAUAUGUAUAUUUUUUGCUAUAAGACAUGUAUCGUUUCUAGGCUCCUAAUGUGUAAGUCAUUGACUACAUUGUAUAAAUAAACCAAGUGUCUUUAAUUUAAUAAGGCAGGAUGCAGACCUGUCAGACGGCC
Messenger RNA from Erinaceus europaeus (western European hedgehog), 2887 nucleotides. RefSeq names its product BMP binding endothelial regulator (gene BMPER). The record is from RefSeq and is a predicted model, not a curated record. The coding region runs from base 472 to 2550 and encodes 692 amino acids. The transcript has 19 exons. NCBI's taxonomy places the organism in Eukaryota, Metazoa, Chordata, Mammalia, Eulipotyphla, Erinaceidae. Gene Ontology annotation, molecular function: protein binding.